Messenger RNA from Lachnellula hyalina, 783 nucleotides. RefSeq names its product 37S ribosomal protein, mitochondrial (gene rsm18). Lineage: Eukaryota; Fungi; Ascomycota; Leotiomycetes; Helotiales; Lachnaceae. Gene Ontology annotation, biological process: mitochondrial translation. The record is from RefSeq and is a predicted model, not a curated record. Gene Ontology annotation, molecular function: small ribosomal subunit rRNA binding; structural constituent of ribosome. Gene Ontology annotation, cellular component: ribosome; mitochondrial small ribosomal subunit. The transcript is spliced from 3 exons. The coding region runs from base 1 to 783 and encodes 260 amino acids.
AUGGCUCCUCCACGAUUACAAUGCCUCAAUUCGGCGAAGCAGAUAACGACGAAGAUUCCGUGUCUGCGUGCAGGAUUCUCCACGUCUCGAAUCGCGCAGGCUGAAGAUGGCCCGCAGCGCCCCGAGUCCCGCAGCCUCCUCGACUCUAUAGGUGAUCCAGCGCCUUCUCGAACAAGUCGAUUUGGAGGAAAUUCGGGCAUCCGCCCACCAACAAAGUAUCAAGGAGUGCAGCUUCCUAACCGCACCAACUUUCAGCGCCCUCCUCCUGCCCAGAACUUCAAAGCAAACCAGGCUAUUCUAAAUUUGACCCAAAAACACCUUUUCGACGAUCGGCGUAAUGCUACCAACCAUAAAGCGGACGCUGUGGCGGAUGUAAAAGAUUCUGAACGGGCAGGCAAGUUUACCAAGCUGAUUACACGGAGGUGGAAGACUGGGGAUGUGUAUGCGCCGCAUGAUCUGAGUGAGGUGGAGAUGACAAAGUGGAAAAGAAGGAGCUGGCCUACUCAUGAUGUUUUCGAUAUCCUGGAUAUGAAUCCGUUGGAUCAUUAUCGGAACUUCUCGAUUAUGUCAGAAUACAUGACGGAUAUGGGACGAAUCAAGACGUCGAGGGAGACCGGCUUGCGACCCGUAAAUCAGAGGAGAAUUGCCAAAGCUAUCAGGAGAAGUAUUGGGAUUGGAUUGAUGCCCAGUGUGCAUAAACAUCCAGAGAUUCUGCAAAAGUUUCUUAGCAAACAGCUGGCGUGGGGUAAGGGGAGUGUGUAUGGAGGCAAUCGUCCUUUGUAA